Molecule: messenger RNA, 1179 nt
Organism: Mugil cephalus (flathead mullet)
Lineage: Eukaryota; Metazoa; Chordata; Actinopteri; Mugiliformes; Mugilidae
Product: protein lifeguard 1
Exons: 7
Coding region: 68-961 (297 amino acids)
Biological process (GO): negative regulation of apoptotic signaling pathway
Cellular component (GO): endoplasmic reticulum; membrane; Golgi apparatus
Source: RefSeq, a predicted model, not a curated record
UUCACCCUUCAGAGCUGUGCAGUGUUGGACGUCUGUCAACAAAUCCAGCAGAAGAGCUUCGACCAGAAUGUCGGACACAGCGGACGCCGUCGCGACCAUACAGGCUCAGGACGCCUCCAGCCCCGAUGUGUCCUCGCCACCGUCACCGCCGAAGUAUUCCUGCCCGGAGCAGCCGCCCCCACCUUACUCUGCAUCCUCAGGAAUGUACUCCCCGCCGAAAACCCACGCCCCCCCUCAGCACUCUGCAUACGAGUCCUUCCGAGACAUCAACCCAGAAGAAGCGUCGGACCAAACUCCGCUUUUAUCUUCCGUCGAUGACCGGACAGUGAGGAGAGGGUUCAUUAGAAAGGUGUUUUGCAUCGUGACCCUCCAGCUGCUGUUCACCUUCAGCGUGGUGUGCGUGUUCACCUUCUCCAGCGUGGUCAAGGAAGCGGUGCAGACCCACCUGUGGGCCUACCUCAGCUCCUACAUCAUCUUCCUCGUGGUCGCCUUCUCCCUCCAGUGCUUCAGGUCCUUCAGCCAGCGUCACCCCUGGAACAUCGUGGGGCUGUCCGUCGUCACCGUGAGCAUGUCGUACAUGGUCGGGACAGUUGCCUCCUUCCACAACACGGCCGCCGUGGUCGUCACCAUGGGAGUGACGAUUGCCGUCACUUUGGCAGUCAUUGCUUUCACGGCGCAGACUCGUUAUGAUUUCACUAUUUUUUACGGCGUCAUGUUGGUCCUGGUCGUGGACCUGUUCAUGUUCGGCUUCUUCUGCACCUUCCUGUACUCGUACAUGGCCGACAUCGGCUACGGAUGCCUGGGAGCUCUGGUCUUCUCUCUGUUCCUGGUGAUCGACUGUCAGCUCGUGUUGGGGAGAGGAAGCUACGCCCUCAGUGAAGAAGAUUACAUCAACGCUGCUCUCAACAUCUACCUGGACAUAAUCCUCAUCUUCCUCUACCUGCUGGGUUCGAGGAGGUGAAACAGCACAAAGAGACACACACACACACACACACACACACACACACACACACACACACACGCACACACACACACUCCAGCCUGUGAAAGAGGACGUCCUUUAUUGUUGUUUGCUUGUACAUAAUCUUACAGUUUUGUGUUUUAUGUGACAAAAAGUGAAUGAUUUUCAACAGAUUCUUUGUCUUUGUCUGUUUCACACCAAUAAAAAAAUAUAAAUAU